Lycium ferocissimum is the source of this 1914-nucleotide messenger RNA. RefSeq names its product purple acid phosphatase 2-like. Lineage: Eukaryota; Viridiplantae; Streptophyta; Magnoliopsida; Solanales; Solanaceae. The record is from RefSeq and is a predicted model, not a curated record. The coding region runs from base 279 to 1691 and encodes 470 amino acids. The transcript is spliced from 8 exons. Gene Ontology annotation, molecular function: acid phosphatase activity; metal ion binding.
ACAUUUACUAAAUAAGGUAAUUUAGUAAACUAUACCUUGUAAUAUUUAUUAUUUUUCUUAAUUGGCCUGAAAUAAGUUAAAACUACACACGAAGGGAGUAGUAUUGUAUAAAAUCAGAAUAUUCCCCGUAAUUCUAGACGUAUAUACUUCGGAUGCCGGUAUUUAGUACUUCCACGAUGCAUAUAUAUAGGAGUUUUUGUUUUUAUUUUAUCAUUAUUUUCUCAUAUAUAUAGGAGCUCCUACUCUUGGUUAAUGUGAAAGUUGAGUUUUCCGAAAAGAUGGAUGUGUCAAGAAUGAGAUAUUUUGGGUGGUGCAUUCUUGUUGUUCUGGGUUUGAUUCUCAAAGAGUCAGUUUUUUGCAAUGGUGGAGUCACCAGUAGCUUUAUUAGGAAGGUUGAGAAGACAGUGGAUAUGCCUCUUCAUAGUGAUGUCUUCAAAGCCCCUCAUGGUUGUAACGCGCCUCAACAGGUUCAUAUUACACAAGGAGAUCAUGUGGGAAAGGCUGUAAUUGUUUCAUGGGUGACUGUGGAUGAACCUGGUUCGAGUACAGUCCUAUACUGGAGUGAGAAAAGCAAGCAACAAAAUAAGGCCAAGGGAAAAGUUAAGACCUACAAAUUUUAUAACUAUACAUCUGGUUACAUCCACCACUGCACUAUCAGACGUUUGAAGUUUGAUACCAAAUACUACUAUAAGAUUGGGAUUGGGCACACGGAACGAACCUUCUGGUUUACAACUCCUCCACCAGUUGGGCCCGAUGUACCCUAUACGUUUGGUCUUAUAGGGGAUCUUGGUCAGAGUUUUGAUUCAAACAAGACACUCACUCAUUAUGAAUUGAAUCCAAUUAAGGGGCAAGCAGUGUUAUUCGUAGGCGACCUAUCUUACGCUGAUAACUACCCUAAUCACGAUAAUGUAAGAUGGGAUACAUGGGGAAGGUUUGUUGAGAGAAGUACUGCUUAUCAACCUUGGAUUUGGACUGCAGGAAAUCAUGAGUUAGAUUUUGCUCCUGAAAUUGGGGAAACAAAACCGUUCAAGCCCUACACUCAUCGGUAUCAUGUCCCAUAUAAAGCAUCAAACAGCACAAGUCCACUUUGGUAUUCAAUCAAGCGAGCUUCAGCAUAUAUCAUAGUUUUAUCCUCAUAUUCAGCAUAUGGCAAAUACACUCCUCAAUAUAAAUGGCUUGAGGAAGAGCUACCAAAGGUUAACAGGACUGAGACUCCGUGGUUGAUUGUUCUAGUACAUUCCCCAUGGUAUAACAGCUACAACUAUCACUAUAUGGAAGGGGAAACCAUGAGAGUAAUGUAUGAGCCGUGGUUUGUGCAGUACAAAGUGGAUAUGGUUUUUGCGGGUCAUGUUCAUGCUUAUGAGCGAACGGAACGGAUCUCUAAUGUGGCUUACAAUGUUGUCAAUGGAGAAUGCACUCCUAUUAAAGAUCAAUCUGCUCCAAUUUAUAUAACAAUCGGCGAUGGAGGAAAUCUUGAAGGUUUAGCCACUAACAUGACAGACCCACAGCCAGCUUACUCUGCAUUCCGCGAGGCCAGUUUUGGACAUGCCACUCUUGCUAUAAAGAAUAGAACUCAUGCUUAUUAUAGUUGGCAUCGUAAUCAAGAUGGAUGUGCUGUGGAAGCUGAUAAGAUGUGGGUUAACAACCGUUUUUGGCAUCCAGUUGAUGAGUCCACAGGUGCCAAAUCAUGAUGAUAUACAUGAGAUUUCAUCUUUCUUUUCUUUCCUUUUCCUCAGCAACAUUCUGUAUUUUUUGUUGCUCUGCAACCAAUAAAUUUCAUCAUUUCAAGCUCCUGCUGCCUCAUAAUUUGUAUCUUGGGAUGUGGCAGAAGAGUUCUUGUGAGGAAAAUGAAAUAACGUUGUAAAAGAAAAUUGAAGGAUAUAUAUUUGUCCAUAGUUACUCUAUUUCUCCAAA